AUGGGCGGCGUUUGUAGCACGUGCUGCGGACAGCGCCGCAAGAACAACUACGAGCCCCUCCUCUUGGAAAACGAACGCGAGGCCGUUGCAGACCUCCUUCAGUACCUCGAGAACCGUAGCACGACAAACUUCUUCACCGGCUCACCGCUAGCCGCUCUUACAACCCUCUCCUUCUCCGACAAUGUCGACCUCCAACGGUCAGCCGCCCUUGCUUUCGCCGAGAUUACAGAGAAGGAGGUGCGCGAAGUAGGCCGUGACACCCUCGACCCCGUUCUGUAUCUCUUGACUAGCCACGACCCAGAGGUGCAGCGCGCCGCCAGCGCCGCCCUGGGCAACCUGGCCGUCAACGCUGAGAACAAGCUCUUGAUUGUGUCCCUCGGCGGCCUGGAGCCUCUUAUUCGCCAAAUGCUGAGCCCCAAUGUCGAGGUUCAGUGCAACGCCGUCGGCUGUGUCACCAACCUCGCCACUCACGACGAGAACAAGACUCCGAUCGCCAAGUCGGGUGCCCUUGUUCCCUUGACUCGGCUGGCCAAGUCAAAGGACAUGCGCGUGCAGCGCAACGCUACCGGUGCUCUUCUUAACAUGACUCAUUCUGACGAAAACCGCCAGCAGCUUGUCAACGCUGGUGCGAUCCCAGUCCUCGUUAGCCUUCUCAACUCGCCCGACACCGAUGUCCAGUACUAUUGCACUACCGCCCUUAGCAACAUUGCCGUUGAUGCCGCCAACAGAAAGAAGCUGGCAAUGACCGAGCCCAAGCUCGUGCAGAGCCUUGUUGCUUUGAUGGACAGUCAGAGCCUCAAGGUCCAGUGCCAGGCUGCCCUUGCUCUGAGGAACCUCGCCAGUGACGAAAAGUACCAAGUUGAAAUUGUCAAGGCAGACGGCCUGAAGCCUCUUCUCCGCCUUCUGCAUUCGUCGUACCUCCCUCUCGUUCUCUCUGCCGCCGCCUGCGUCCGUAACGUAUCCAUUCACCCGGCCAACGAGUCGCCCAUUAUCGAGGCCGGUUUCCUGCAGCCUCUUAUCGGCCUUCUGUCGUUCGAUGAGAACGAGGAGGUUCAGUGCCACGCUAUCUCGACUCUUCGCAACCUUGCCGCCAGCAGCGAGAGCAACAAGGGGGCCAUUGUUGAGGCUGGUGCCGUGGACCGCAUUCAGGAGCUGGUUCUGCAGGUUCCACUUGCAGUACAGAGCGAAAUGACUGCCUGCGUUGCCGUUCUGGCCCUAAGCGACAACCUCAAGCCCCAGCUCCUCGAGAUGGGCAUCUGCGAGGUUCUGAUCCCCCUCACCAACUCUCCCAGCGUGGAAGUGCAAGGUAACAGCGCUGCCGCCCUUGGCAACCUGUCUAGCAAGGCCGCCGAAGACUACGCUCCUUUCAACGCAGUGUGGAACAAGCCCGACGGUGGCCUCCACGCCUACCUGGUCCGGUUCCUCAGCAGCUCUGACACUACCUUCCAGCACAUUGCGGUUUGGACUAUCGUACAGCUUCUUGAGGCCAAAGACGCGCAGCUCACGAACAACAUUCGAAACUCGACCAUUCUGAUUUCGUCCAUCCGGCAACUGGCCGAGUCAGCACCGUCGCCUCAGCAUGGUGCCAUUCGCGACGGAAGGGGGUCGGACGACGACUUUGACGAGGAUGGCAUGUUCGAGGAUGGCGAGGGCGAGAUCUACAGCCUUGCCAAGCGUAUUUUGGAGCUGGUUGACAGUGACGACGCUGAAGUGAAGCCCGACAGUGCGCUCAGCGGUGAGGAGAGUGCCGGCGAGCAGUCCGAAGACCAUGCCGCUCUUCGUGCGAGCGUCCACCAGGCGCUCCGUGGUCAGUAG
Molecule: messenger RNA, 1815 nt
Organism: Apiotrichum porosum
Lineage: Eukaryota; Fungi; Basidiomycota; Tremellomycetes; Trichosporonales; Trichosporonaceae
Gene: VAC8
Product: Vacuolar protein 8
Exons: 10
Coding region: 1-1815 (604 amino acids)
Biological process (GO): nucleus-vacuole junction assembly; vacuole inheritance
Cellular component (GO): fungal-type vacuole membrane
Molecular function (GO): protein-membrane adaptor activity; protein binding
Source: RefSeq, a predicted model, not a curated record